CGACAUCAUUCGGAACAAAGUCAGGGGAUCACGCGCGCCGUUGUGCAAAUCCGCUAAACGUUGCUAGCAGUUGUAGUACCUCCAUUCGUGUAAAAAUAAAACUCGAACGACCAAACAUUUUUGUUUAACAAAGUAAGGAUUUACUAUCGGCAUCGGAUACAGACAGUGUUUGUAGUUCGCUCUACACGCCACGUGUAAAAUAACAUAUACAUAUUUACGAAGUGCUCGAGGUUUGUUGACCUCAAGUUUUUCGGGGUAGCUGCAUACGCCGAUGCGAAGAAUGACGAUGCGGGCAGCCGGGACGUGUUUGGCGGCCUGCUUUGCGUGGGGCUUCGGCCCGACGGCCGUGCGGGCAGCUGGAUCAUACCUGGAUCUUGUCAGUACCCAGCCUGACGAUGUGCGGCUGGAGGAAGCUGAGUAUUCCUGUAUGUGUCGCCACCACGACGGACCGAAGUUCUUUUCCGCGCUGACCUUGGACGGUCAAAGGGACGCAGAGAAGACGAUGUUUGCUCGGGGCACCGAGGACUUGUGGAACGUGAUCAAGAAGCAUGCCGGUCUCCAGACGGAACUGCUGGCCGAUGUCGUCUUGGCGCGAGCGCGGAAUGGCCGCACUAUUCCCGGUGUGGCGCCGCGGUACGCGGAGGUUUUGUUGGACAGCGCAGAGUAUCACGCGAAUCGCCUCUUCAAAAUGCAGGGCCAGGAGGACUGGGAAAGACUGGCGCGCAUGUUGGCGCGGCUCGGCAGCGUGUUGGCAAACAGAAACGGAAUCAAGUUGCGCCCCGGGGUAAAUGACGGGGCUCUCGCCUACACGUACAAGUACACGUGCAAAACGCAAUUCAAGGAUUCAAAUGGGCCUUUUAGUGUCUGGGUUAUGAAAAAUAUGGCAAACAUCUUGGUGUCAGGGUCCGUGCUAUCAAAUGCAAAUAUGUCUGAGUCCGAGAACUUCAACAUAAAUUUGUUAUGCUCGAUUGCGAAUGAUUGGAUUCACUCCCGAUUGCGGCUCUGCAUGACAAGUUCUUACCACGCUUUCGAAGUUCUUUCUAAAAAAACAAAGCUGCGGUCCUGCUUGUCAGAUUUUGAUGGAGGACUGUGCAAGAAGACAACUUGCCCAAGCAGGAACCGGGAACAUCAAAGAUCAAGACAAGCAUUACAGGUGCAGCCUUUUGUGACCUAGGUAGACAUAUUUACAGUUGAUAUGGGUACGACAAAGCUGUAUGGAACAAGGGGAAGGAGUCUCAGACGCUCAUCAUCAUCCAUGAGGCGGCGCACUGCGUGCUCGAAUGCACUGACCAUGUGUAUGGGCACGGCCUGAACGGUGGUUACCAAGGUCUGAUAGAUCUGCCACACGAUCAGGCAUUUGCCAAUGCAGAUUCGUUUGCGUACUUCGUCACCCUGGUCGUUUGGUACUUACUUUUUUUACUGUGAGUGUGGAUGUUUGAUACAUAGAUAUAGAUGCUUUGCUUCGCCUGAAGUAGUAGUUGGGCAUCCGCUCCCAUUGGACGAUGCAUGAGUGAAUGCGCGGCUCGUACGCAAGCACCGACCCUCUGUUUAUCUCUUCGAUCAUCUUCACAGGGACCUGAUUAAGGCUGGCAACGAAGACGACCUUGAGUAUGCUCAGUACGAGGACAACUUUGAAUGCGUGCCCAAAGGGAGCCAAUGGUGGUUUGGGUUACCACGCAAAGGCUUUCGAGACCAGGAAGAGGCUACCAAAUGGCAGAGCUUGCUGCCGCGGAUGAUGCGGGAGCACCUGCGUCCCGAGACCUGCACGAAGCGGUCGCCGAAAGAUAUCGGGUUGAUCCGCUUUCCACGUACAGAUACUGAUACAAAAGUUUUUCGGUGCGUCCGAGAUCGGAAGUAGUUAGUACACACGAUGGUGCACAGAACCCGAAGUACGAAGCUCCGGUUUCAUAUCUGGCUGCACAGAAUUGAUUCUAGUUGCGUUGCCGCAUGCGACCGCAAGCGCAACCAAGCAGAGAAUGUGCACGGCGUUAAGGAGUACUUAGUCAGCACGAGGCAGGCCUUAGCAGAUAGCAUGACUGAAGUAGUGCUGCGUUGCUUGAGUUAUGAAAAAUCGAAAUAAUUGAAAAACUCCACAGCGGUACCUCAUGCGCUGCGAUCUGCGAGGCAUCGGCGCGAGCCUCCUCAACCUGACGAGGAAUAUGAUUUCGGUGAGCACAUCGAGGACUCCAUCAAGUAUCUACGUUUUCUCUCGAUGAACUGGGAGUCAGUCAAUGAUCCGAAUUGCUAGUUGCCUCUGUGGGACAGCGAGGCGGACUGCAUUCAGCUCGCAAGGCAUGGACGAAUGGGCUGGUCAUGCGGAAUAAAGACAAACGGAGAUGAGGAGGGCCAGUUGCAGAGCUUAUUGCAGUUGCCGGCGCGCAGGUUUUUUCCUGGAAUAAACGCUUUGGCAAGCAUGACAAAUCGUUUGCGUUUAUUGUUCAACGUGUGCGAUUGCGGAGGCCUUUAGUCAAAAAGCGGCGGUCCAUUACAGAUCAAAGCGAAUAAAUGUUGUAACCUUGUCUUAUGAUAGAACGGAGAGGCAGCCGCAGAAGGACGCAAUUUCUGCCCAGCACCUUCAUAUUAAGUAAAUGCUAUUUAGUACCAUUCAUUUCUACGUCUUCUAUGCCGAAGGAGAAGCUGUGCGUGUACGUACUUACUACAUACGAGAUGACGAGAAUAUCAGAAUCGACAAAACUCAAUGGACCGACACGCACAUGGCUACACAAAAGCGAGAGGGCGAGUUUUUUACAAUCACGAAAACAAACAAAAACAUGCUAUCUCGAACCAACGGAGAUGUCC
Molecule: messenger RNA, 2799 nt
Organism: Amoebophrya sp. A120
Lineage: Eukaryota; Dinophyceae; Syndiniales; Amoebophryaceae
Source: the annotation of a GenBank genome assembly